AUGCUGGAACGGGCUGCCGGAUGCCUUGAGAACGCAGGACGGCGUUUCUUUCGGGAUUCAAAUGGCAUGAUCCGUGGCCCCAAAUCGUUCAAUUCCGGUUCCGGGAAAAAUAACAUUGCGAGCGUCGAAUGUCUUCGCUGGCUUUUGAUCUCCUUGCGAACGAAACUAACGCGACCCUCGAAUGCUUUGGGAGGUAAUUCCAGCUCGGGCACGGUCACGAACGAUGCGCGAUCGCCUUUUCUCGAAUUCUUGUACCCGCCACACGCACAGGAAGUUGUAACGUCUUGUUUACUACGAACUCCCAGAAGACUUCCUCCCCGACGGAGGAAGAAGGCCAUUUCGGGCCUCUCUCGAAACUAUGCGACACAAGCUAUUGGUCUGCGACAGUCCGCUAGCGAAUGCAAGCCGGAGGACGAAACGAUCAAGGAGCUCGGCGAGACGAGCGAAGCACGAAGAAAACUCGGCACUCUUUUGGCCAACGCGAAACUAGGUCAAUAUGAUGAAGCAUGGACGUUGUACGUGGCGCUGGGACAUCCCGAGGAUAUGACAUCGCCUCUUCUGGCCUAUCUUAGUAGCUCGGCGCAUGCCGUCGACUGCAGGAGGGCCAAAAGAUUAUUUGAUGGGAUCUCAGUCGACUCUCGAUCUGCCGAAGACUAUUUACACCUGGCUAGAUCCUAUCAUUCUAAUGAGCUAGCUACGGAGAUGAUUUCAAUCUGCAAGGAAGCCAUUUCCAAGCAUCGUGGUCACAACUGCUGGGCUUUCACACUAGCGAACCUCUUUGCAGCCGCCAAUUGGGAGGCUCUUCAAGAUAUAUGGCAGUCGAAGCCGACAUCCUCCGAGGAUCAGCUCUGGAGCCUCCUUAUGCCUCAACUCUCUGCACCUGACUUUGCGCAGAAUCUGCUCGCUCUAUCUACGUACUUGGAUGGGGGAGAUGCGGAUGUAUCUCUUCGUGGCCUUUCUUCGUUUUUUCUCGCUCAUGUCUUCACCAGUCGAGAUGUAGUUGAAAACAUACCGACCGAGAAUCUCUUGCUUCUUCUGCGAAAGUAUCAUGCACUUGACAUUCUCACACCCCGCAAUUAUCUCGACCUUAUCGAAACUUUCCACUCUUCUGACAUCCGUUCGACAUUCGUCAAGUCCAUCCUUGUGUACCGCAACUUUCGCUGGCAAUUGCAGGGAGAAGUGCCUCCGUCUAAAAUAUUGGGCAAGCUUAUAGAACGGCUUGCCGCGCUGGAAAUAACCGCUGGAGUUCAGUAUUUGCUGGAUGAAUUUACUCAAUUCUACCGAAAACCAUCGAUUUAUGCAUAUAGGAAUGCGUUGCUCGCCUUUUCAAGAGCUGGCGACGUGCAAAAUGUCACUCGUCUUUUUGAUAGGUAUCUUUUGGAUCAUGGCAAACCGUUGAGCCGGAAACUCAUCACUCCAAUUCUAUACGUUCAUGCCAGCGCUGGUGAUGUAAAGUCGACGCUUCAUCAUUUCAAUAGAAUUUCGGAAGAGUUCGGUCUUACGCCAAAUACUAUCUGCUGGAACAUUGUUCUCACUGCGCAUGCCAGAUCGGAUAACUUCAAUGGUGCUUUUGAAACCUUCAAGACAAUGCUAGAAUACCAAAUCGAACCCAACUCGCACACCUUCGGUACGUUGAUGGGAUUGAGUGCCAAUAGGGGCGAUAUCGAAACUGUUCGACAACUGCUUGUUCUCGCCAAGAAGAAACAAGUGCAGAUCACAACCCCGCUCCUUGAUACCGUCGUGGAGGCGUAUUGCAAGAAUAACCGGCUUGACCUGGCUGAGAGCGUUGCAGAGACAUGUCUUGACUUGCGUGUUAAGGGAUCGCGCUUGAGAAUGUGGAACCUGCUGCUUUGGAACCAUGCUUUCCGGCUGAAUCUGGAUGCUAUUUCCAGGAUCCGCUCCCGUAUGGAUGCGAUCGGCCUAGCACCGGAUGAGAUGACUUAUGGCGCCCUCAUGCUCGGCUUGGUGCUCAUAAACCAAACAGAUUCAGCACGCCGAAUCCUGCGGACACUUCACAGAAGCCGUCGCAUUUUUGCGUCUGAAUUCCACUAUACUAUUAUUUUAUAUGGUUAUGUCAAAGCCCGGAAUCGCGACAUGGUGCAUAUCAUCUUCCGCGAGAUCAAAGAGCGUUUCAACAAGCCCGGAUUGAGCUCUCAUCUACUUGUUCUGAGGACCCAGCUCUACCGAGACUUACAGCUUGCGCAGGAUGGAGGUGAAGAGGCCGAUGCUGCCCAAGUUCGUCUGGAAUAUGCCGAAAAGUUCUUGUCGAAAACCCUCGUCGAGUUUGAUCGCACCAAGCUGGCAUCCAAGCAGCCAUUACCCGGUGCAGGAAGCCGAUCGCCCAGUAAUGCAUUCCCUGUUGUGUACUUCGAACAUAUCAUCAAUGCCUACGGAACGAGAGGAGCCUCGAAGAGGGCUCGUGAGCUGUUCGACGAAUAUCUGACUGCCGCCGAUGUCCCGGAGGAAGCAGCGCCAAUUCGACUGAUUUCCGCAUUGAUGCUCGCCCAUCUGAAAGGUGGAGAAUACCAAAAGGUAGAAGAGUGUUGGAACAUGGUUCUCCCUCGUGCCAGACUGUUAGCCAGCCGGUUCAAUGUUGAUGAAUGGCUGUCUACAAAACAGCCCCCUACUGCUGAUGCUACCGAAGUCGGUCCGCCCCAACCGUCUCUGCCGAUCUCCGUACGUAGUGAGCUAGAAGGUGUUCUGCAAUCUGCUACUUCGGAAGCGCCUUGGCCUAGGAAGUCUGCCCUACCCUCAUAUCGGUUCUGGAUAUCUCGGCCGCUUUCAUUAUACAUGCGAUCUUUGGCUUAUCGGAACGAGGCCUGGAAGAUUCCUCAGCUUGCAUCAGACAUCAAGAAGGCAGGCUUUUCUUUGACGACUUUCAAUUGGUCAACCAUGGUACAAAUGCUUGCCUCCUCUGAUAGACCUUCAGACCAGGCCGAAGCGUUUACCAUCUUCGAAACAAAAUUCAUGCCAAACUUUCCUGGCUGGAAGAACCUACGCCGAAGUUAUGGGUUGAAGCCCGAUGGAGUUCCGGACAGUAUUGACUUGAUGGAGAAACCUAAUCGCUCGAAACCUCCCCACGUCCUUGGUAAAGAAGGGCGGCGGUACUGGAGCAAUAUUCAACCGGGCUUUCUACAACCUACUUAUAUCUCUAUGGUGUAUUUGGCUUCAUCCUUGCUUAGAUUUCGCGAGAGGAGUCUCUACGACGGGUCGGCCGAAGUGAAAGCGCUCUAUAGGGAGGCACCGAGAACUAUCAAGGCGAUCGCCAACAUGCCUCUUCUACGUGAUAAAUUCCAGGGAGUGUUGCUUCGACGUCGCCAGGAACGAAGUGACAAGAAGAAUUACGCGAGUGGAUCUCAGCACUUCGUAUGGACUGGUGGUAUCCUUGGAGUAGGGGGUAGACGCCGGGCCAUUCCGCAGCCAGAGAAGGCAGACGAUGACCAAUACGACGAAGAGGGGCUUGAGGAAGACGAGGAGGCCAAUGAAACAGCAGAAACAGGGGAAAUAGCAGGGACUGAGAAAACCGAGAAAGAGAAAGAGGCCGAAGCUCUGGCUUUGCAAUUCGCGCACGUUCGACCUGACCCGGAUAACACCACGGAAGUUGCCGAGGAUUCUUUUAUAAUUGACGAGACGCUCUCAUUUGACAACAACACAUCCGAGCCCCCUGAACAAAUCAUCGACUCUCAGGAUGAGUACGAUAUUGAGACUGAAUCCCUUCUUGAGGCCCGACGCAUCGCCGAUGGAGUGAUCGACGAGGUGUUCGAUGUCGAACAACGUGACAGCCCCGACGAAAACGAUCAACAAGAUGACAAUUCUCCGUCGCUGGAAAAAGAAGAUCAGCCUCCCGAGGGAGAACUGUUUGAAAAGAACGAUGAGGACUCGCGUUAG
This is a messenger RNA of Aspergillus affinis, 3888 nucleotides long. RefSeq names its product putative translation regulator (Cya5). The record is from RefSeq and is a predicted model, not a curated record. Gene Ontology annotation, molecular function: protein binding. Lineage: Eukaryota; Fungi; Ascomycota; Eurotiomycetes; Eurotiales; Aspergillaceae. The transcript has a single exon. The coding region runs from base 1 to 3888 and encodes 1295 amino acids.